UUUUACAGCUUCAUUUCAGUUGCUCAACGUUAGUACAAAAAUGCAGCACAUAAGCUCAUUUUUACUUCUGUCGUGUGUUCUACUCUUGGCAAAGAGUGCACUUGGGGAAGACUGCAUUGACUACGAUGAGCAUAAAGACGAGAUAGAAGGAUGUUGCUCACUGCCUCCGGUUCUGCCAGGUGACAAUGCCAAGGAAUGUGCUGAGGAGGCCAAGGGAAAGGCGUCCGAUGUGCACAACCUGUAUGCCUGCUUCUUUGAGUGCUACAGCGAACGGAACGGAAUCGUGAGCGGCAACUCGGUCAACCUGGACACGCUGAACGGGUUUGCGGACGCCCAGGGAGGCGCGGUCGGGGACGCCUGGAAGGCCGUGUUUGCAAAGUGUGCCGGCACGUCGGACGAGAUCAUCCAGAGCAUCCAGGGCCACAGUCUGAAGUGCAACCCGUACGCGCUGGAGCUGAAGACGUGCUUCGUGUUCGAGAUCGAUCGGGUUUGCCCGGACGAGUACUUCCAGUCCAGCGAGCUGUGCGACAAGAUUCGGGGAGGAACUCCGUACUGCCACCAUCAGUAGGUGAUGCAGGGGUUGAACACUUGGAGCAAAAUGAUGAAGGAUCGGUUUCUGCUAGCUUAGAUUAUGUUUAAAUUGAUUGAAAUAAAGGUACUAAAAUCCAUGCUUAA
Messenger RNA from Culex quinquefasciatus (southern house mosquito), 675 nucleotides. RefSeq lists its product as uncharacterized. The transcript is spliced from 4 exons. The record is from RefSeq and is a predicted model, not a curated record. Gene Ontology annotation, molecular function: odorant binding. Bases 41 to 568 code for a protein of 175 amino acids. Lineage: Eukaryota; Metazoa; Arthropoda; Insecta; Diptera; Culicidae.